Fulvia fulva is the source of this 570-nucleotide messenger RNA. RefSeq lists its product as uncharacterized. NCBI's taxonomy places the organism in Eukaryota, Fungi, Ascomycota, Dothideomycetes, Mycosphaerellales, Mycosphaerellaceae. The coding region runs from base 1 to 570 and encodes 189 amino acids. The transcript has a single exon. The record is from RefSeq and is a predicted model, not a curated record.
AUGGCCACACCACCACGAUCCCGACUGCUUCUACUUCCCGCAGAGCUGCACAACACCAUCUACGAGCUCGUGUUCACGCCAGCCCACGACGCCAACACGCUCAUCGACAUCCGCACAGCUGAACCACCAUCAAAGGCUCUCCUCCUCAGCUGCCGCCAGCUCAACACCGAAGCGCAUGGCCUGCACCUCCAGGCCUAUCGCACUUACUGGACCACCACCAGCUUCACUCUCGACCUCCGCACCCUCGACCUAGGACCCUCAGACCUUCGCCAAAUCCGCGGAAUGACUCGCGACCUGGCGCACGUUCAGAAAAUGGAGGUUAUCAACCGAGGCAAUUUCGGCCAAGGAGAUAUCUUCAGGAAGUGCUCCCUCGUCGAAACCGCGCGAGUGGGGAUCUGGUACAUGAAAUUCGACGGUGGAAGUUUGGACGGCCGGGACCUUGAUUCGUGGGUGAUAGUUGCUGACCGGCUGACCACGACGAGCUCGUGCUCUGGGGGUAUGAUUUCGGACAAUGCGUCACAGAGGAGGACGCAAGGCUCUACCGAGGCGCGUUUGAGCCAGCGCCAGUGA